This is a messenger RNA of Cajanus cajan (pigeon pea), 3155 nucleotides long. It is a transcript of the gene AUG6, whose product is annotated as HAUS augmin-like complex subunit. The record is from RefSeq and is a predicted model, not a curated record. Gene Ontology annotation, biological process: spindle assembly. NCBI's taxonomy places the organism in Eukaryota, Viridiplantae, Streptophyta, Magnoliopsida, Fabales, Fabaceae. Gene Ontology annotation, cellular component: HAUS complex; mitotic spindle microtubule. Gene Ontology annotation, molecular function: microtubule binding.
CAUCCCCAAAAUAAAAAGAAAAAAGAAAAAAUGGUCAUAGGUUUCACAAAUUCAAAUUGGAGGAAGUAGUCGGAAUGUUAAUCUAAUCGACGGUUGGGUCCCCAGCACACGACAGCACACUCCACCUCCCGUUGCGACAAGAUAGAAUCGGGCCGGCACCAAACGACGCCGUUCUGCUUUUCCCAAAUUAAACAACGCACCCCUGCUUUUCAAAUUACGGUGUCGUUCCGCAAUUUCCCCUAAAGCCAGGGACCUCCAGCCCCGAAUAUAGAAGACGAUCAGAGAGAAGAAGACGAAGACGAAGACGAAGACGAAGAAGAGAAAGAGGGGGGGUGAGAGAAGGUGAUGACGAUGGACAGAGAGAAGGAGAGAGAGUUAGAACUGGAAAGCGCAAUGUACACCAAUUGCUUGCUGUUGGGUCUGGAUCCGGCGAUUAUCGGAGUCGGAGCAUCCAACGCCACUCCUCGGGUCGGACAUUUUCGUCACUCCAACCCUAAAUUAGGGGAACAGCUUCUCUACUUCAUCCUCUCCUCUCUCAGAGGACCAAUUCAAUCUGCAAAAGAUUUCGACAAGGUCUGGCCGAUUUUCGAUUCCGCGCAGUCGCGUGAUUUUCGCAAGGUUGUGCAAGGGAUUAUCAGCGAGCUUGAGUCGCAGGGUGCGCUUCCGAGGAGUAAUUCCAGGGUUUCUUCACUUGCUACGUGCUGUGGACCUAGGUUUGUUGAGCUUCUAUGGCAACUUUCAUUGCAUGCUUUGCAAGAGGUUCAUCGAAGGACAUUUACUACUGACAUAUCUUCGAACCCGUUGCCUGCACCAUUGACUGAUGUAGCAUUCUCACAUGCAGCUACUCUACUUCCGGUUACAAAGGCAAGAAUAGCUCUUGAAAGAAGGAAGUUUCUUAAAGAUGCACAAAUGGCUGUACAACGGCAGGCUAUGUGGUCGAAUUUGGCUCAUGAAAUGACUGCUGAAUUUCGUGGCUUAUGUGCUGAAGAGAAGGCUUAUUUGCAACAAGAAUUGGAAAAGCUGCAUGACUUGAGGAAUAAAGUGAAGUUGGAAGGAGAGCUCUGGGAUGAUCUGGUAUCCAGUUCAAGUCAGAAUUCUCAUUUAGUUUCAAAGGCUACUAGGCUAUGGGACUCUUUAUUAGCUCGAAAAAGUCAACAUGAAGUUCUUGCAUCUGGUCCUAUUGAGGACUUGAUAGCUCAUCGAGAACAUAGGUAUCGAAUCUCUGGAUCAUCUUUGCUUGCAGCAAUGGACCAGAGUUCUCAAGCUCCUUAUUCAGAUGUAUUAUCUGGUCAACCUAGUGAUUUACCUGCAGUGCAAAUGGAUAACAAAGAAGAGAAUGAUGGAUCACAUUUUAGCAAUGAGAUAUUGACAAGAGUGGAUGACAGAACUGGAAGAGUCCACCAAACUGUUGAUGUAGCGGAGGUUAUACGACGAUGGACCCAUGCCUUGCAACGUAUCCACAAACAAUCACUUCAUCUGGCAAAAGCAAAUGAUGGAGAGGGUCCAGAUAUUUUGCGCAGUGCACAGGAAGGGGGUUCAAGUGGCCAUGCUGAGUCUUUAGCAGCAACUCUUGCAGAGCAUCAGCAACAUUUGGCUAGCUUCCAGGUGCUUAUUAACCAACUCAAGGACGUUGCUCCAACCAUACAAAAGUCCAUAUCAGAGUGUACAGAAAAGGUUAACUGUAUAGCCUCCAAUCUACCUCCAAUGAACAGACAUAAUGGCCAGUCAACGUCACCUAUCCAGACACAGAGUAGUGGGAGGAUGGACAAUAGCACUGAUGAUGUUAGUGAGCUUUCUUCAAGAAUAUCUAAUAUUCAGCUUGACAAGGUUUCUGUUAGUCCUCCCACUUUAAAGCUUCCUCAAUUAUUCAGCUUGACCCCAUCUUCUGGAAAAUCUGGAAAUGUCCAAAGGCGGAACAGUAAUGCUGCUCAAACCAGCCAAACAGAGAACGUUUCUGAUAGGAAAUCGUUGGAUCCUCCUUCAAAUAAUGAAGUAACAAGUUCAGCAGAAGAUAGUGACAGUUCCUUUGUCCAGAAUUUGAAGAGGUCAGUAAGAGAAGCAGCGCUGGCAUUGCGGUCAUGUAAUUCAGAGUCAUCACGGGAUAGUCAAUCUGAUGGAAGUUCUGAGCACUUCUUUGUCCCUCUUUCAGAAACCGGCUUUUCUCAUUUAGAUGCAGAAAAAAGACCUGUUUCAUUGAGGAGCAAAAGAUUAUUUGUAUCCCAAAUAGAUGAAUCCUUGCUUGAGAGUCAUGCAUCUGUUGGGCAUGGGGAGAGCAAGUUUGAAGAAUUUCCAGAUAUGUUGAAUGAUUUGGAAAGGCUUUCUGAUUAUGACAAUGUAAAUGGGUUUCUCUCAUAUACUGGUUCAAAUGCUACAUCUGAUGCUCAGCGGUCAAUUUUUGACUUUGAGGAUGCACAGGAUCAAGUCUUCUCACCGCCUCUUCUAAUGGACUCAUCACUUUUGACAGAUCAAUUUGAAGACUUGCUGGCCCCCCUCUCAGAGACUGAAACGGCCUUGAUAGACCAUUGAAAAUUUUCUGGGCAACCUACAAAACUUGAUUGAAGAAACGGCAUUAUUGAUGUGGUGGAUUGCUAUUCUUUUGUUGGGAUAUUUACUCCAUUCACCUUAUAUAACACGAUACUUGUAUGAUUUUAUUCUUGUUUGGCAUAUUUUCACCAUCUAUUUACUCUGUUGAUGCCCUACUACCGGGAGGCACCCUGAGUGACCCGUGUUCUUCAUUGGUGAAUGAUGAUUUACUUAGGGAUGUAGAUGCUAGAAUCCAAAAUGCAAGCUGGGUGGAUGAACUUCAACCUUAUAUUCACAUUUUCAUCCAUUGUGUUUUUGGUCAACCAUUUUCAUCUGCUUAAGUAGACUGACAUCCCAAUGGGCCUGUUUAAAAAAAAAACGUUGUGGAUAUAACAAAGCAGUUCUGGGCUAUCUGCUGCAAUGCUGCAUCCCCCUGGCACUUGGAUUGCAAUUAGUUUAUGUAUUUUUAUAGUUGCGUGUUUCAUGAUCUAGGUCUUGUAUCUUGCCAAUAUAUCAGGAAUGAAACUCACGUAUUUUUAUUUUACUGUUCAGUGACAUUGUUGUGUUUUUCUUUUCUUAAAUAUGGUCAUGACUGAUUAGUGGAAUAUAAAUUCUUUGAUUUAAUGCUAUGA